UAACGUUUUAAAUUAUUUUUAUGGAACUAAUAUGAUAUGAUUAUAAAAUAAAAAAGACAUAUAUUGAAAAUGGAUGUUACUGAUAACUUUGAAAGUGCUGGAAUAUCAGAAUUGGUAUUAAAACUUUGUAAUCAUGUUUCAAAAAAUGAUCAAGCUUUAGCAGCAAAAUUGUAUAAAAUGGCUUUUAGCUUCUUGUCGUUUUCUUCUUCUGUGUCAAAGAAUAUUCCAUGUGAUGAAGCAUAUAUCGUUACACAGAUAACACAACUUCUACAGUCAAAAGAAAAAAUAGAUCAAUUUGAAUUGAUAUAUUCAAAUAUUUGUAAAUCAAGUAUUUUGCAACAUCGCUGUGCAACUUUAACAUUUAUUUUCAAUCUAGCAAAGACUCAAAAAGAUGUACCAGUAUGGCAUAUGACGAAAGAACUUGAUAAAUUCAGUACACAGUCGCAAAUAUUUAAGAAUAAGUCACAGUUACAGUUAGCUAUGACAAGUUCUUCAUCACAGGAAAGUGUUAGGCAUAUUUUUGAUAUACGAGAAAAGAAAAAAUUUAGUAACAACUCGCAAUCAAAUAUUAUAAGGGCACAAUCACAAACAACCACGUUAUCUUCUGUUACUUGGUCUAAAAGUGAUAUUCCUCCUUCCUCUAAACUGUCAAAUUUAGCAACCGUUACUGAACAAGAUUUAUUGCAAGAUGUUAUAUACUCACUUCAGGGAAUUGAGGGAAAAUUUUUGAGAAAAGAACCUGGUGGUUUAGGUUUCACUAUAGAUCCUAAAGCUGGUAAGCUUCUAACUCCUAUUCAACGUGGACUGUUAGAAAGACUUACUGGUAUGAGUUUCUUACAUAAACAACUUAAACAGUAUAUUGAAGAUAAUGAAAAACAAAGCGGUAUUAUUUGUCAAGCCCUUAUUGCUACCUUAAGUGAUGAAUUAUCUGAUUACUAUAAAACAGUGGCACUUUUACAGGCGAGUAUGAAUAGAGAAAGUUGUAAAGACAAUUCCGAAAUGACUUUGAAAAGGGCUCUGUAUGUUAUGCAUGAGCAUCGUUCAAGAUUUGAAUGGCUGGCCUACAUUUCGGAACAAUGUAGUGACAAAAAGGGAGGAGCUCUUAUUACAGCUAUUCAUGGAUUUUUACAACAUGGUUCCAAGUGUGCUCAAGAGGAAUUUAUUGUAUUAGUUCAAGAGUCAGAUUCCUGGAGAUAUUCUCAGCUAGUAAAUUUUCCCAAAUGGAAAAUUUCUGAUUGUUCACCCCUUCCUGAAGCCUUAUUUGCUCCUGAACAAAGCAUUGAAUUUCAUACUACAUUGGAAAAUGUUUACAAAGAAACAUCACUACGUGUUUUGGACUUACUCAAAAAUAAAUACAAAUUAUAUGAACAUUUGCAGUCUUUGAGAAGAUACUUACUUUUAGGACAAGGAGAUUUUAUAAGGCAUCUAUUAGAAUUGCUGGCUCCAGAAUUGAAUAAGCCAGCUGAAAACAUCUAUGGCCAUACAUUGACCGCCAUUUUAGAGUCUGCUAUAAGAGUUACAAAUGCACAGUAUGAAGAUGAGGACACUCUAAAGCGUUUAAAUGUUAGUUUUAUGAGUCACUCCUCAGGAGAUAUGGGUUGGGAUGUAUUCAGUUUAGUUUAUAUCGUUGAUGGACCAAUUGGAACUAUAUUUCAACAAACUAUGCCAACGUAUCAAAGUUUAUUUGGAGCUUUGUGGAAAGCAAAGAGAAUGGAAUUUGCACUUGCCAAUAUGAGACGGCAACAAAUUUCUAUGGCAAAACUCUUUAGAAGGAUUAAAGAACUGAAACCUGUAAUGCAUAUUAUACAUAUAUUAACAAGCAAAAUGAUCCAUUUCUUGCAUCAAACACAGUACUAUUUUCUGUUUGAAGUUUUGGAAUGUUCUUGGGCUGAAAUGCAAAAUCAGGUUAAUAAAGCUGAAUGUUUAGAUGAUAUUAUUGUGGCUCAUACAGUAUUUCUAAGUUCCAUCCAAAGAGGAGUUCUCUUAGAUGAAAAUUCAAGACAAUUGUUUUCUCAUCUGAUAUCAAUUUAUAAUUUUGUUGUAAAUUUGGAGGCGCACCAAGAAGCAUUAUAUCAAGCCGCGUUAGAUGAACAUAAUGCUUAUAUGAAGUAUUACAGUAAAGUGAAUGGAGAAAGUGGUUUUGGUACAACAACUGAAGGAGAAGUAGCAGCUAAAGCUCGAGUAGCAAGCUUUCGCCAGUUUUUAAAUACAACGAAAUUAAAAAUUAAAACAUCUGCCCAGACAUAUGAUGUAAUUGUUAAGAACUUUUUAGAACUCUUGUCAAAAAGUAUGAAUAUGAAUUUGCGUUUGUUGAGUGUAAGAUUAAGUUUUAAUAACUUUUAUAAUGUUGCAUGACCAAGUAUUGAUAACAUUUCUGGUACUUCCCUCAUCUUGGAUAGUGAGAUUUACUCUGUAGGUCCAAACACUUAUGAGAAUAAUUCGGAAACUUUCAUUGAUUGUAAAACUUCAAAGAGUUGUAAUAAAAUUACUUGCUGUUCAUCACCUAGUUGCAUAUCAACUGAUACUACAAACAUUAGUAACUCAAGGUCUGUUAUUUCCUCGAAAUAUGGAAGUGUGGUUUCAUUAUUAGACAAUAAUAAAAAGAAACGUAAGCAUAUCUGAUGUUGUGUUGGAUGAAAGGUGUACCAUGUAAUUAUUUAGCACCUCUCCCACAUAAGAGAUGGUUUUAUUUAUAUUAAUGUUGUAGGUAUUAGCAUUAUAAUCAUGGAUAUAUUCUCAUUAGGUUUUUACAUAAAUCUGAAAAUUCCUUUAAUUUUUUUUCUAUGGAUUUAAAUAAUAGUAUUAUACAUGGUGAUUUACAAAUGGCGACCAAAAAUGAAUCCUUGUAUUCUUUGGUAAAUUUUAAGAGGAGUCUUUCCUACAAAGUUUUUAUCUAGGAUGCUUUGUUAA
Messenger RNA from Anoplophora glabripennis (Asian longhorned beetle), 2910 nucleotides. It is a transcript of the gene Grip91, whose product is annotated as gamma-tubulin complex component 3 homolog. Gene Ontology annotation, cellular component: gamma-tubulin small complex; equatorial microtubule organizing center; centrosome. The record is from RefSeq and is a predicted model, not a curated record. The transcript has 10 exons. Gene Ontology annotation, biological process: microtubule nucleation; cytoplasmic microtubule organization; spindle assembly. Bases 70 to 2355 code for a protein of 761 amino acids. Gene Ontology annotation, molecular function: microtubule minus-end binding; gamma-tubulin binding. Lineage: Eukaryota; Metazoa; Arthropoda; Insecta; Coleoptera; Cerambycidae.